ACCAAAUGUAGUCUGUGUUGUUGUGGGUACACACCAAUCGGAGAUGAUGAACGUGACACGUGUCCUGCUUAGUGCUGGAAGGCGUGUCGGGUACACGCGAGCAGCUGUGGCUGGCUGCCGCGCGGUGAGCCGGUGCAUGUCCACAGAUGGCACAGGUGCCAGCGCAGCGUCGGUGGAGGUUGACACGGCCCACACCAAGUCGCACUCCUUUCAGGCAGAGACAACAAAGCUGCUGGACAUUGUGGCCAAGUCACUGUACAGCGAGCGGGAGGUGUUUGUGCGUGAGCUCAUCAGCAACGCAGCAGAUGCACUGGAGAAGCUGAGGUACCUGCAAACGACUGGGGAGUCCAUUGAGCAGCCGGACGAACCCCUCCAAAUCUCCAUUACCACAGACGAGGAAGCCGGCACCUUCUCCAUCGAGGAUACGGGCAUUGGCAUGUCUGAGGAGGAGCUUGUGGAGAACCUUGGAACAAUUGCGCGUUCAGGGUCCAAGGCAUUCAUCGAGAAACUGGGCGAAACAGCAACAGGCAACGCACAGGCGCGGGACAACAUCAUUGGCCAGUUUGGUGUUGGCUUCUACGCUGGCUUCAUGGUUGGCACUGACAUUACUGUUUACUCCAAAUCGUACAUGCCUGAGGUUCACGGCAACAUGUGGCACUCCACUGGCCAUGGAAGUUACGACAUUGCCCCCGCAAAGCAUGUCAGACGUGGUACAAAGAUUGUCAUCAAGCUGCGUGAUGACGCAACGGAGUUUGCCAAGGGCGACCGUGUGCAGGAGAUUAUCACCAAGUACAGCAACUUUGUUGGUUUCCCCAUCACCGUCAACGGGUCCCGCAUCAACACCGUCGAGCCCCUGUGGACACUCAACCCAUCAGACAUCACCCAAGAGCAGCACGAGUCCUUCUACAAGUUUGUGAGCAACUCCUUCGACAAGCCCAUGUACACGAUCCAGUACAGCACCGAUGCGCCACUGAUGAUCCGCAGUCUUCUUUACGUGCCAACGAUGCAGCUUGAGAAGUACGGGAUGGGCCGCAUGGAUCCCGGCGUGUCGCUUUACUGCCGCAAAGUGCUCAUCAAGAGCAAGAUGGAGAACCUCUUUCCGUCGUGGCUGCGCUUUCUGCGCGGUGUUGUUGACAGCGAAGACAUCCCACUCAACCUCUCCCGCGAGAUGCUCCAGGACACGGCGCUGAUCCGGCGCAUUGGCGACAUCCUCACGGGCCGCGUGAUCAAGCAUCUCGAGCGCCAGAAGACCGCAGACCGCGCCGCUUACACCACUUUCGCCACAGAAUACGCGUCGUUCCUGCGUGAGGGCGUGUGCACGGAUGACCGCAACAAGGCUGCGAUUGCGAAGCUGCUGCUGCUGCAAAGUUCCACGCAGGAUGAGAGCGAGAUGACGACCAUCCCGGAAUACAUUGAGCGCCAGUCCUCUGCCACCGAUGGCGACGAGACGAAGAAACAGGAGGCGGAGAAGGACCCCGUGUACUACGUGCUGGCACCGAACCGUGCGGCAGCGCUCGCAUCGCCGUACAUGGAGACGAUGCUGGCGAACAACAAGGAGGUGCUGAUCAUGAACCACCCGCUGGACGUGUUUGUUGUCGAACAUUUGAUGGAGCUUGAUGGCCACAAGCUCGUUUCCAUCGAGUCGUCAAAGGUGUCCAACGAGUCGGACGAAAAGACUGCGCUCUCCGAGGAUGAAGUUGUUGGCUUGAAGGCGUUCUUCGAGUCUGCGCUCUCCAAGGACAAGCUGGCCGAGCUCAAGAUCUCCACGCGCCUCACGUCGUCGCCAGCCAUCGUCGUCGACCACGAGAGCGCGGGCCGCCGCAGGCUGAUGCGGAUGAUGAGCCAGGAGCAGGACGACGGCACGCUUCCGCUUCCACCGCAAACACUCGAGAUCAACCCGACGCACCCCAUCAUCCAGGGCAUCAACGCGGCACGGUUGGGCAGUGAUGACGAUAAGGCGCGUGGUCGCGUCGUUGCAGCACAGGUCUUCGACAACGCCCUCAUCGCCGCCGGCCUCAUGGAGGAACCACGGUCGAUGAUGGAUCGCCUGAACGAGCUCUGCGUCCUGGCCCUCAACCGCAGCCCAGACAGCACAGCAACAACAACAACAAAAUGAUGUUGUGCGCGCAGUGAAACCACCGUUUUGCAGGCACCGUCGCACAUCAUCGUUGAUGCUUGUUUGCUUUUGUCAACACAUCACCUCGAGUUGCAUUGCCAUACACAACAAGCAACCAGCAACGAGGGGGCUUUUAUGAACGGAAAAAAAAAGGCUGUGAGGCCACAACAAACAAACAAAC
This is a messenger RNA of Salpingoeca rosetta, 2297 nucleotides long. RefSeq names its product heat shock protein 90. Gene Ontology annotation, biological process: protein folding. NCBI's taxonomy places the organism in Eukaryota, Choanoflagellata, Craspedida, Salpingoecidae. The coding region runs from base 44 to 2116 and encodes 690 amino acids. The transcript is spliced from 17 exons. The record is from RefSeq and is a predicted model, not a curated record. Gene Ontology annotation, cellular component: mitochondrial inner membrane. Gene Ontology annotation, molecular function: protein kinase binding; ATP-dependent protein folding chaperone; ATP hydrolysis activity.